AUCUCGUCCAAGGCCAUGGGCAUCAUGAACUCGUUCGUCAACGACAUCUUCGAGCGCAUCGCGGGCGAGGCGUCGCGCCUGGCGCACUACAACAAGCGCUCGACCAUCACGUCGCGGGAGAUCCAGACGGCCGUGCGGCUGCUGCUGCCCGGGGAGCUGGCCAAGCACGCGGUGUCGGAGGGCACCAAGGCCGUCACCAAGUACACCAGCGCCAAGUAACCAAGAAUAAACGCUAAAGACAGGAGGCUGAGCAGGGACAGGAGAAGACGAACGGUUUUGCCCGCUACCAUCGACAGCCUACGGUUAAGUAGCUGAGACCUGCGAGGAAACAGCAUAGAUGCCGUGUACUUGUUAGGUUGCUCGGGCUGAUUAUUCCAGAUAGAGGGUUAACUCCAAGCUUGUUUGGAUGUUUCUUGAUGUUACAGGAUAAAGGUGUCAGAGUGCAGAGCAGAUUUUGGGGAAAAGAGAUGCCUCAGCCAUGCAGAGCCGCCCAGGUGAACCCUCGUGAAGACCAACGUUUUGACAACCGCAGGGCGCAGCUCUUUGCUUUCUUGGGCUCCUAAGUGCCUGAGUCGUAAGUUGGUCGACUGCACCGUUUGGGUCGUUUGCACCUCGGCAGACUCCCCUCAAGGAUGAGAACUUGAAUGAAUCUUCUAGUCAUUUACUAUGGAAACUGCAGUGGACACUGGACACUGGGAAGCUGGAGGGCCCGCGAGUCCUUCCCACGGGUCCUGUACGUUGCUGCAUCGUUAGCGCCAGAGCCUCGUGAGCUACGUAGAAGUCAG
Octodon degus (degu) is the source of this 785-nucleotide messenger RNA. Its product is annotated as histone H2B type 1-K-like. The record is from RefSeq and is a predicted model, not a curated record. The annotation marks the transcript as partial. Gene Ontology annotation, cellular component: nucleosome. Gene Ontology annotation, molecular function: structural constituent of chromatin; protein heterodimerization activity; DNA binding. The transcript is spliced from 3 exons. Lineage: Eukaryota; Metazoa; Chordata; Mammalia; Rodentia; Octodontidae.